AUGAGUGGGCUUCUCAAGAGGAAGUUUGAGGAGGUGGAUGAGGACCCAUGCUACUCCUCACCGUCACCCUCUUCCCUUUCCUCUGCCUGCUCAGGCUGGGACUCGGAGGCGGAGAGCUGCUUCUCAGACACCCUGGAUUCCACCCCCAGCAACCCCAGCUCCCCGGCAACAAAUUUCAACACAACGUCCAUCCUUAAGAAAUCCAAACGAGCGCGGCGGGGCAAUGUGACGUUUGACCAGGUGACGGUGUUCUUCUUCCCUCGGUGCCAGGGCUUCACCAGCGUUCCCAGCCGAGGAGGAUGCACUCUGGGCAUGAUGCAACGCCACAGUGCACUCCGCACAUAUUCGCUCGCAGAGUUUGCCGUGGAGCAGCGGCUCCUGCGUCGGGAAAAACUCCUCAACAGACUCAGGGAAGAGAAACUGGAAGCUCUCAAACUGAAGCUGACAAAAAAUGGAACCCAGGAGAGCGAGGAGGCCGAAAAACUUACAGUGGAUGACAUCCCAGAGCAGGAUAUUGACAUCAGUGGAGCCAACCUCGACGAGGGCUCUUUUCUCCAGCCUUACACGUCCAAGCGCCGCUAUGCGCUACUCAAAGCGGCUGGUGUGAAGAAGAUCGACAAGGAGGAAAAGAGGCAGCUGCACGAGCUGAGGCUCUCCAGGGAGAACUGUGGUUGCGACUGUCAGGGGUUCUGUGAACCUGAGACUUGCAGCUGCAGCCUGGCUGGCAUCAAAUGUCAGAUGGACCACUCCUCUUUUCCAUGCGGAUGUACCAAGGAUGGAUGCGGAAACAUGGAGGGCCGCAUUGAGUUCAACUCCACCAGGGUACAGACGCAUUACAUCCACACUAUAAUGAAGCUGGAGCUGGAGAAGAGGCUGGAGGAGCAGUCCAGCACAGAAGAGGAUGAGGAGAACACAACCGGUGCCACCCCCUUACCAGCAGUGCCCUCCUUCCCCUUCAGCUCAGAGAUGACAGCAGCUGGGGAGAACAGCUGCAGCAGCGAUAUGACAGACUUGUCGGACUCUCAGAGUGAGGACUCGGAGGCAGGCGAAGGUCCGUGUGAGCCCAGCGCCCAGCUGGAUGUUGAUGAGAAAGGCCUGAGCCGCAUACUGUGUUUCAGCGACACAGAAAACUGUUCGAGAAGUAGCAAGGACAGCGGCGAUAAGAGCGGCAAAGACACUUGUUGUCCAGAGCAGCAGCAAGAGCAACAGCAGCCAUCUACGGAGGCGUUUAGUAGCUUUAGUAUGGUGGACUUUGCAGAUGAGAAUGACAAUAUAGACGCUGCACUGUUGGACUCUUCGGACGAUCAAACAGACAAUCGAGCAACAGCCAUUUCAGAACUUUUGGAUGAGAAUGCCAACCAGGGAAACGCCCUCUUCCAUAGCAGUAGUGUUCCACACACGCCCUCUCCCACAGUCGAUCGCUCAGCUAGCUACGACAUGGAGCUGAGCCUCUCGUCUGAGUCAGACCUGGAGUUUUUCGAUGGCUUCCCCUGUUUGGGGCCCACCUCCCUCUACAACUCCCUCAAGGAGUACGAGCACAUGGACAACUUUUUUCAGUUUCAGUUGCCUAGUUAUCCCAGUUUCCCUGCAGCCAGUGACCCAGGGACCUGCCUCCUGGAGUCGCUGAUUGGCCUUUCAGAGUCCGUCCCAGAACCCCCCGCCACUUUUACAGACAAUCAGCUGUUGGAGGAAGCCAUGAAAUUGUCUGUGAUGGAGUCUGUGAAAGUUUGA
Neolamprologus brichardi is the source of this 1731-nucleotide messenger RNA. It is a transcript of the gene csrnp1b, whose product is annotated as cysteine-serine-rich nuclear protein 1b. Gene Ontology annotation, cellular component: nucleus. Lineage: Eukaryota; Metazoa; Chordata; Actinopteri; Cichliformes; Cichlidae. The record is from RefSeq and is a predicted model, not a curated record. Gene Ontology annotation, molecular function: DNA-binding transcription factor activity, RNA polymerase II-specific; sequence-specific DNA binding. Gene Ontology annotation, biological process: regulation of transcription by RNA polymerase II.